AUGCCAUUCCAAAAUCUAUCGUGCGUGAUCGUGAUGUCACUUUUACUAGUUCUUUUUUGGAAGGAAUUAUUUCGGCUUAGUGGCACCAAGUUGUCUUUUAGCUCUGCUUACCACCCUCAAUCAGAUGGCCAGACUGAAGUGGCCAAUAGUACAGUGGAGAUGUAUCUACGUCGCUUCACAGAUGACCGUCCCAAAGGUUGGGUCGUUUGGGUGUCUUGGGCUGAAUAUUGUUCUAAUACAAGCUUCCAUUCCUCUCUUCAUGCCACUCCUUUUGAAGUUGUCUAUGGACGACAACCACCUUAUCUAUUAUCUUAUUCUCCAACAUUAUCUCAAAUUCAGGCUGUGGAUUAUGAGUUACGUGCUAGAGAUGUGAUUUUGCAGAAGCUGAGGGAACGUCUGCUUCAUGCCCAAAAUGUUAUGAAGACUUAUUAUGAUUCUCAACAUAGAGAUGUGUCUUUUGAUGUGGGGGACGUGGUGCUUUUAAAGCUUCAGCCUUAUCGUCAAGUUUCACUUCCUGAAGGCUCUAAACUUCAUCCUGUUUUUCAUGUUUCUUGUUUGAAGAAGUUCCAUGGUAUUGAAACUUGUUCUUAUACAUUACCCCUUCUUCAUAAGGGUGUUCCUAUUCCAACUCCUCAAGCUGUGCUGGAUUCGAGAAUUAAAGAUGGCCUAAAGGAGAUUCUCAUUAAUUGGGAAGGACUUUCUCCCUCUGAUGCUUCUGGGGAAUCUGCAGAGCAUAUGCAGCUUCGUUAUCCUCAAUUUGCGCUUGAGGACAAGCACUCUUCAAAGGGAGGAAGUGAUGUUAUGAUCCAAGAUCAGUCUGCUAAAGGUCCUAUAACUAGAUCCAGAGGGCCUGAUGUUAACAAGUCGAUUCUCGAUUCAGAACUAAACUCUGAAAAAUCUUCCACGCCGAGGCAAGGGGAAGCCGCCACAAAGACGUCGGAAACCCCGCCAGAGGGCUCGAAAGAUGGUCCAAACGCACAGCCAAGCCACACCCUUGGACACAACACCUAA
Striga asiatica is the source of this 1011-nucleotide messenger RNA. Lineage: Eukaryota; Viridiplantae; Streptophyta; Magnoliopsida; Lamiales; Orobanchaceae. The record is from the annotation of a GenBank genome assembly.